Sabethes cyaneus is the source of this 561-nucleotide messenger RNA. It is a transcript of the gene Sbat, whose product is annotated as N-alpha-acetyltransferase 38, NatC auxiliary subunit. Gene Ontology annotation, cellular component: NatC complex. The transcript is spliced from 2 exons. NCBI's taxonomy places the organism in Eukaryota, Metazoa, Arthropoda, Insecta, Diptera, Culicidae. The record is from RefSeq and is a predicted model, not a curated record. The coding region runs from base 140 to 475 and encodes 111 amino acids. Gene Ontology annotation, molecular function: RNA binding.
GUAUAUAGUCACUCUAAUUGGUAUAUAUCAAUUUACUUUGGGUAGGAGUAGGAUUUUUCUGUUCUCCGAUUUUGUUGGUUUGAAAGGAUAAAAUCGGAACCAAUAUCUGGAAGAAUUAGCUUUACGACAGGACCAAGAAAUGAGCAGUGACGAGAAGGACAGCGGCGAUGAAUUGUGGGAAAAAAUACAGAAAGUACGUAACAUCCACAAAGCGGAGGUCGAACAGGAAACCAAUCCCAGCCGGAAGAAACUGAAAUCCUGGCUGAACAAUACGUUUCGGAUAAAGAUGACGGACGGUCGAAUUCUGAUCGGAAUGUUCGUCUGCACGGAUGCCGAAGCCAACGUGAUUCUUGGGCUUACCAGUGAGUUUACCGAGAACGGUGGAGAGGAACGGGUACUUGGGCUUGUGAUGAUUCCCGGGCGGUACAUCGUUUCGAUCGAAAUAGACGAAGCGAAUCUGGUCAAUGCGAAUUAGUUCUUAAGUGCUUUAAUUUAUUGCAAUAUUCUACAAUGCGUAUAUGUUUGCUACAUAUGUAUUAAAUUGAACACGUUUAUUAUUUA